AUGGGCGGCCUCUGCGCCCGCCCGACCGCUGGGAGGACCGACCCGGCGGGGACCUGCUGGGGGCAGGACCCGGGGAGCAAGAUGGCCACGGUCAUCCCCGGCCCCCUGAGCCUAGGCGAGGACUUCUACCGCGAGGCCAUCGAGCACUGCCGCAGCUACAACGCGCGCCUGUGCGCUGAGCGCAGCCUGCGCCUACCUUUCCUCGACUCGCAGACCGGCGUGGCCCAGAACAACUGCUACAUCUGGAUGGAGAAAACCCACCGGGGGCCGGGUCUGGCCCCGGGACAGAUCUACACGUACCCUGCUCGCUGCUGGAGAAAGAAACGGAGACUUAACAUCCUAGAGGACCCCAGACUCAGGCCCUGCGAGUACAAGAUUGACUGUGAGGCACCCCUGAAGAAGGAGGGUGGUCUCCCUGAAGGGCCUGUCCUUGAGGCUCUGCUCUGUGCUGAGACAGGAGAGAAGAAGGUUGAGCUGAAGGAGGAAGAGACCAUUAUGGACUGUCAGAAGCAGCAGCUGCUGGAGUUCCCACAUGAUCUUGAGGUGGAAGACUUGGAGGAUGACAUUCCCAGGAGGAAGAACAGGGCCAAAGGAAAGGCAUAUGGCAUCGGGGGCCUCCGGAAACGCCAGGAUACCGCUUCCCUGGAGGACCGAGACAAGCCGUAUGUCUGUGAUAUCUGUGGGAAACGGUAUAAGAACCGGCCUGGCCUCAGCUACCACUACACCCACACCCACCUGGCUGAGGAGGAGGGGGAGGAGCACUCGGAGCGCCACGCCCUGCCCUUCCACCGGAAAAACAACCACAAACAGUUUUACAAAGAAUUGGCCUGGGUCCCCGAGGCACAAAGGAAACACACAGCCAAGAAGGCACCUGACGGCACUGUCAUCCCCAACGGCUACUGUGACUUCUGCCUGGGUGGCUCCAAGAAGACCGGGUGUCCUGAGGACCUCAUCUCCUGUGCAGACUGUGGGCGAUCAGGACACCCCUCGUGUUUACAGUUCACGGUGAACAUGACGGCGGCCGUGCGGACCUACCGCUGGCAGUGCAUCGAGUGCAAAUCCUGCAGCCUCUGUGGCACCUCGGAGAACGACGGUGCCAGCUGGGCGGGUCUCACCCCCCAGGACCAGCUGCUGUUUUGUGAUGACUGCGAUCGGGGUUACCACAUGUACUGCCUGAGUCCCCCCAUGGCGGAGCCUCCGGAAGGGAGCUGGAGUUGUCACCUCUGUCUUCGGCACCUGAAAGAAAAGGCCUCUGCCUACAUCACACUCACCUAGGCCUGGCUCUGGUUCUCCUGGACUCCAGGGUGGUGCUGCCCACCUGCCUCGGGACACCUCUCCUCUCCCGCCUGCUCCCUGAGUGAGGGCGAGGUGUCGCCCCAGGGGCUGGGCCGCCUCGCCCAGCAAGUGGAGCUCAGCCCUGGGCGCUGGUGGGCCCGGCAGGCCCCUCUCCUUCCCUCCCUCCCUUCCCGUCCCUUGGCAAAUGGGCACCAGGGGCUUCUGCUCCCCUCAAAGCCAUACCCCGCCUCUGGGCGGGCACAGGGGGGUAGUGGAUGCCAGCUGGGGGCAUGGACAGAGCCUUUUUCUAAAGAAAAAGACAAAAAGUUAAAAAAAAAAAAAAAGAAAUUAAUAUAUACAAAGAGUCCUGUGAGGACUGGCUGGGUGGAGGGGGCACUGCCAAGCAUCCACUGGGCACCCGGUUACGCCAGCUUCCUGCCUGGCGCCCCCCACCCCAUUUCUGGAGUUGCAGCUGUCCCACCUCCCCACUUGAGGUGGGCACCAUUCCCUCCAGUGCCCAGGGCCGCUGGGCAUGGUGUCCACCCGCCCCCUCCGGUGCCCACCGUGGAUACUGCAUGGUUUUGAACUCUGCUCCUGCCCCUCCCUGACAGCCCCGCCCUGCACCCACCCAGUGCCUGCCGUGUGGCUGCCAUGGUGGCGGGGGGCUGUGGGGCCAGGUGGGUGCCCAGCCGGCGCCCGCCGGAAUGAGAAGCACAGACUCUGCAACAGACUCUCCCUCCUCCCCGCCCCUCCUGCCCUCCCGGCCAGGCCGGGCUGCCCUCUGCCACCCUCACGGGCCGUUUUGGAGGUCGCGAGGGGGCAUGGUUGUUUCUUGUGGUUGUGUGUGUUUGUUGUUCGGGUUUUAAAAAAAAAGGGAAAUUGAGACUGCAAGUGGGGGAGGGGGUGGGGUUGGGGGCUCCCCCAAUCCAGGAGUGCUCCCCCCUUGUGACUGAGUCUCCUUCAUUGCCUGCCUCUGCUGUGAAUUAACUUGUUCUGUGUAUUAAACUGGGCCUGACCCCUC
Molecule: messenger RNA, 2296 nt
Organism: Chinchilla lanigera (long-tailed chinchilla)
Lineage: Eukaryota; Metazoa; Chordata; Mammalia; Rodentia; Chinchillidae
Gene: Dpf1
Product: D4, zinc and double PHD fingers family 1
Exons: 12
Coding region: 1-1275 (424 amino acids)
Biological process (GO): nervous system development
Cellular component (GO): nBAF complex
Source: RefSeq, a predicted model, not a curated record